Messenger RNA from Solanum verrucosum, 2965 nucleotides. Its product is annotated as E3 ubiquitin-protein ligase WAV3-like. The coding region runs from base 459 to 2642 and encodes 727 amino acids. The record is from RefSeq and is a predicted model, not a curated record. NCBI's taxonomy places the organism in Eukaryota, Viridiplantae, Streptophyta, Magnoliopsida, Solanales, Solanaceae. The transcript is spliced from 2 exons.
ACAAACAGGUCAGCUCUGUGGUCCUUUCUUGAUUCUUCAACCAAAAAUUUCACCUUAUUAAUCUCCAUAUUACUCCUCCUUCCUUUACUCUCUCAUUUCCCCAUUCCCCAAUCCUUGUUGCCUAAACACAAAAAGCAAUUUUUUUUUUGGGCAAAAUGCUUCUUCUUAAUCACCCCUCUAUGACUUUUUCUUCUUAAACCAUCUUCUAUUUUCUCCUCAUUUCACAUUUUUCUUGGUUUUUGUGCCUCAUUUUUUCUUCUGUAGCUCCAAUAACCAAAAGGGUUUAAAGAACUCAGCUGCAUUUCUGCAAAAAAACUGUCUUUUUAAGUCAAAGCUAGCAGAAUAAUAGUAAAAAAAAGAGUGAAAAAGGGGGAAUUUUUUUCCUUUUUUGUUUUAAAGGGUAGGUGAUUCUUGAAAUCUUUUGAUAAGGGGUUUGAGAAAUUUUUACUUUAAAAAAAAUGGUAAGCAAAUGGGGGAAAGUGAAAUUGGCUCUUGGUUUGAAUCUUUGUACUUAUGUUCCUAAAAAAACACUGGAUGAAAAUGAUGAUAGUGGUAGUUCAACAGUUUCUGAAUCAGAGAGGCAUUCCGGUGCCGCCCUUAUAUCGCCGGCGACGGCUGACUGGGAUGUUGCUCCGGCGACCCCAAGGUCACAAGUGUUGAAGCUCUCCAAGAGCUUAAGUAGAUCUUCUAAGAAAACAUGCUCAAUAUGUUUGGCUUCAAUGAAGAGAGGGGAUGGCCAUGCUAUAUUCACCGCUGAAUGUUCACAUUCGUUUCACUUCCAGUGUAUUGCUUCAAACGUGAAACAUGGAAAUCAAGUUUGCCCAGUUUGCAGGGCAGAAUGGAAAGAAAUUCCUCUGCAGUUUCCCAGCCUAGAUCCUCCUAUUGGGAGGGCUAGAGUCAAUCCUGUGGACUGGCCCCAAAAUAAUGCACUAAUGACUGUAAUACGUCGUUUACCAACAACCCGCCCAACACCAAAUCGACAUAUUUCCCCUCUAUUUCAGGCUCCUGAGCCAGCCAUCUUUGAUGAUGAUGAAUCUUUGGGUCAUCAACUCAAUUCUACUGAGAAAAGUGCUUCUGAUAAGAGUUCAAUAGAUGGUUGUGAGUCUUGUGACAACAGAAAAGUAAAGAUUGAAACUUACCCUGAGGUUCCGGCAGUCUCAAGGUCCAGUGCUUCAGAUAACUUUACUGUGUUAGUCCAGCUAAAGGCUCCUGGUUCAAUCUCAGUACAAGAACCAGGCAAAAACCAGGUAAAUUUGUCUCAGGUUUCCCAAACGCCUCGUGCUCCUGUUGACCUUGUCACAGUUCUUGACAUCAGUGGAAGUAUGGCUGGCACCAAACUAGCGUUACUAAAACGAGCUAUGGGUUUUGUGAUACAGAAUCUCGGUCCCAAUGAUAGGCUGGCAGUAAUUGGCUUCUCUUCGACUGCUCGCCGCCUCUUCCCUCUUCGUAGGAUGUCUGAGACAGGACGGCAGCAAGCACUGCAAGCUGUAAACUCCCUGGUUGCAAAUGGAGGGACAAAUAUUGCUGAAGGCUUGAGAAAGGGUGCCAAGAUAAUGGAAGACCGUAAGGAAAAGAACUCUGUUACUAGUAUAAUACUGUUGUCUGAUGGUCAAGACACAUACACAGUCAGUAAUAAUUCUGGUAGUAGACAGCAGCAACCUAACUACAAGCUGCUUCUACCCUUGUCCAUUCAUGGUGGAAACAGUUCAGGGUUUAAAAUACCAGUACAUGCUUUUGGGUUUGGUGCUGAUCACGAUGCUUCGUCAAUGCAUUCGAUAUCAGAGAUUUCAGGAGGAACGUUUUCAUUUAUUGAGACAGAAGGUGUCAUACAGGAUGCUUUUGCUCAAUGCAUUGGAGGCCUUCUCAGUGUUGUAGUCAAGGAGCUUCAGGUAAGCAUCGAGUGUCUUCACCCAGGUGUCCGUCUUAGCUCUUUAAAAGCAGGAAGCUAUCCAAACCGCUUAAUGUCUGAUGGACACAUGGGAACAAUUGAUGUUGGAGAUUUAUAUGCUGAUGAAGAGAGGGAUUUUCUGGUUUCAAUCAAUAUCCCUACUGAAUCUUCAUGUGCAGAAACAUCAUUGUUAAAGGUUAAGUGUGUAUAUGUGGAUCCUUUCACGAAAGAGAAGGUUUCCAUCAGAAGCGAAGAUCUUAGGAUCAAGAGACCUGAAAAGGCUGGACAAGAGAGUGUUUUAAUUGAAGUAGACAGGCAGCAGAACAGGGUCCGAGUAGCCGAGGCAAUGGCACAGGCACGAGCUGCUGCUGAGAAAGGAGACUUAGUUGGCGCGACUUCCAUCCUAGAGAACUCCAGAAAGUUGUUGUCAGAGUCACAGUCUGCUAAAUCUCAUGACCGGCUUUGUGUUGCACUUGAUGCUGAGCUCAAGGAGAUGCAGGAGAGGAUGGCAAGCAGAAAUGUAUACGAAGCAUCAGGAAGGGCAUAUAUCUUGUCAGGGCUGAGCUCACACUCGUGGCAAAGAGCAACAGCACGAGGUGACUCCACAGGUGGAUCAAGUCUUGUCCAAGCCUAUCAAACCCCUUCCAUGGCUGAGAUGGUAACUCGAUCUCAGGCUACAUUACUGGCUAGCCCUUCAGCUCAAAGAAAUGUUCGACCAGUGUGGUCAUUUGCAUCACAACCAAAGCCUAGGUAACAGUUACAUAACCACGGAGCCUCAUAUGUUACUUAGUGUUGUCUUUCCUCUUUAUAUUACUAUUAGUUUUUGAAAGGCUGAGAAGUUUUUGAAUGUCCAUAAAUUCACGUCUAUUCUUGUAAAGGAAUAAACUUCAGCCAAUCAAAAUCGGGGAAAGGUGCUAUAUAAUUUUGGGAAAUGGAAUGUAAGGUUACAUUAGUUAGGUUCUUAUGACUUUUUUGGUCCUCUCGUUUUUUGUCAUUUGUUUUGACUUUUUGUUGUUGGGGGUGAUGUACAUAAGGAGAGAUGGCUUAUUUCUCUGGUAAAAAAGGGUAUAAGUUUGU